CGGUUAUUCGAUGAGUUCGCUGCAAAGGGCUGCCCUACAAACGGCAAACUCUCAAUCAACUGGUUAUUUCAUCUCUCAGGACUCCUCCUUUGGUAACUUUAUUCUCCCGGUGCUUCCCCGCUUCGAGAACAGUAAAUAAUGUGGCCGUGUGUGAAAUUGAGACUUUUGGAGGAGCGCCUUCAGUGCAUCUCGUCGUUCGAAAAACCUAAAAUUUUGCUUGAACAGUACGUGACUCCGCCCCACUUGGGGGCCCAUAUGUUGUACACCGUGCAGUCGCAGUAUGGGGACAUUGGGGGCAAGUUUGUGGCAGAUCUGGGGUGCGGGUGCGGGGCCUUGUCAAUUGGGGCCGCAGUCUUGGAUGCAAGCUUAGUUGUGGGGUUUGAGAUCGACGAAGAUGCGCUAGGGACUUUCCAGGAAAAUGUCGAGGAUCAAGACGUUGGUAACAUUGAUUGUGUACAGUGUGAUGUGGUUAAAAUGAUGCCAAAUAGGUUCCACAAAACGUUCGAUACAGUGAUUAUGAAUCCGCCGUUUGGUACUAAACAUAAUUCCGGCAUUGAUAUGAAGUUUCUAGAAGUUGCGCUACGCCUCUCCAAUCAUGUUGUCUAUUCUUUGCACAAAACUUCAACUAGGUCACAUGUUCUGAAAGUCGCUGAAUCUUUAGGAGCUAAAGGUGAAGUGUUGGCGGAAUUACGCUACGAUUUACCGUCUACUUAUAAGUUUCAUAAGAAGAAAUCUGUUGAUAUUGAAGUGGAUUUCUUCAGAUUUGUGGUUAAAUAAACAAUUUUGUAACAAUUUUUUUGAAUAAAAUCUUAUUCAACAA
Messenger RNA from Tribolium castaneum (red flour beetle), 820 nucleotides. RefSeq names its product Methyltransferase like 5 (gene Mettl5). Gene Ontology annotation, molecular function: nucleic acid binding; rRNA (adenine-N6-)-methyltransferase activity. Gene Ontology annotation, biological process: rRNA methylation. NCBI's taxonomy places the organism in Eukaryota, Metazoa, Arthropoda, Insecta, Coleoptera, Tenebrionidae. The coding region runs from base 139 to 777 and encodes 212 amino acids. The record is from RefSeq and is a predicted model, not a curated record. The transcript has 4 exons.